CCAUCUUUAAGCUACAGAUGCUACGCGGCCGGCGUCAGCUCAAAAUGAUAACGAAAUUUCAGGCGAGUCAGCGUUAACGCCGUUCAAGGUGCGAGAAAAUAAGCCGACGGUGGCCGAUAUUCUAAGCAACCUGGCAGAUUUUUAGAGUGGUGUCCAAGCAAAAAAAGGUGCAACCCAAGACAAUAAGCUUCAUCUGGAAAUACUAUGAUAAGCUUGGAAUCUGGACCUCCAGAACGACCCGGGCCAAAAACAAUUUUUUUGCGUGACCUUCCUCCGGAGCUAAAUCCGGGAUGUCGAGUUCCCCUGACUCCGUUGGGUGCCCUUUCGCAUCGUUUAAGCUCUUGUGAUGCUUGUGGGGUUUUUACGCCUAAAAGGAUUCUCUCAUCGUGUGGUCACACUUUCUGUUUUGGCUGCUGUAUGGCUGUCGAAAAUGCAGAUGGAAUAGAUUUACGUUGUUACAGCUGUAAAGAGAUCUGUUGUGGGUCGGUGACUGAAAUGAACGAACGUGUUCUUCGAACUUUGAAAUUUGCAUGCCGAUGUGGUCUUGAGGGCAAUCUGGCCGAGAUAAAAGAUCAUCUGUGGAAAGGUGAAGUCGAGCAUGAGGACAUAAAUCGAACUGUAGGUGCAGGUUUACCCGUACCUCCGGUGCCACGAACGAUCUCUACAGCUUCUUCCGGUCCAACUUCUGAAAACAAAGGCUUUUUCUGGAUGCAAGUGCUCGACCUGAGUACACAGUGUCAGAAAACCGGCAUGGCCCAGAGGAGCGAUUCGGGGCAAGAAUGGAAGGCUAGUGGCUAUGUCUUCGAACUUCUCGCUCAAGUUCAGCCGGGUUCUGACAAAGAUCUGUAUGUAGCAUUGAUGAUUCGUCUGCCAGUAAAUAAACCGUCCGCAUUCGCAUGGCCAGUUAAAAAAAAGCUUAUCGUGUCUAUUCACAGUACUGAGGGUAAGCCGGUCUCAAAGAAAGAGGUGCUUACUUUCGAGAACGGAAAAGUAAUAAGCGACGUAUUUCUGGCACCUUCAUCGACCAAAUACUACGUAAUCGACCGACUGUCUAGAAUUAAGGAGUUGGAAAAUGCGUCAGCAAUUUCUCGGGAUGGCUUUGUUUGUUUCUCCGUGGACGUUCAACCAAUACUACACUGAAGUCUGAUAACGAAAAUAUUCUUUUAGGGAAAGAAGGAAGAAAAAUAAAAGCGCUUCAUCUGCGAGUUUCAUUGAUGCUAAAAACUUUA
This is a messenger RNA of Varroa destructor (honeybee mite), 1229 nucleotides long. RefSeq lists its product as uncharacterized. The record is from RefSeq and is a predicted model, not a curated record. Lineage: Eukaryota; Metazoa; Arthropoda; Arachnida; Mesostigmata; Varroidae.